Molecule: messenger RNA, 1194 nt
Organism: Pieris macdunnoughi
Lineage: Eukaryota; Metazoa; Arthropoda; Insecta; Lepidoptera; Pieridae
Source: the annotation of a GenBank genome assembly
AUGGAAUUUAUUUAUUUUCUAGGAAAGGAAAGAAAAGCGCCCGCAAAGAGGAUAACACCACUGUUUCAAGUGGCGUACGAUAGGAGCCUAUGUAAACCUUUGGGUACACUCUUCGACUUCAACAGAAUUCGUGUAAAGAACGUAACGAGUGCACCUAUUACUUCUCGGAGCCCUUCACCAGUUUCGAUGGACAGAAGUCCACAACAGGAGAGUAUAGUAAAAGUAACUCCUAAGCCGGUGUCCGUUAAAAAAUCAGAUAACAGACAAAAUGCGUUACUAAUAUUCGAGUUCUCCACAGCUUAUCCUUUCAUUUAUGGAAACAACAAGUACAAAUGCUUCAUCUGUGCGCAGCCGUUUUUAGACAUAACAGUGCUGAGAGAUCAUAUGGCGAACGCACACACGUUUGCAUCCCUAAAACGAUUGUUGAACAAUAAAAAGGAAUGCGUGUUAAAGGUGGAGAUCAGCGCUUUAGCCUGCAAAAUAUGCUCGAGUCCUCUCAAUGAUUUGGUAGAAAUCAAACACCAUUUGAAAUCAAUACACCAGAAACCAAUUGAUUCCGAACUUAAAGAUAACAUGAUACCUUUCAAGCUCGAAUUACAGAGCUCGUUUGACUGCGUCAUAUGUAGCCAGAGCUUCAUCAAGCUACGACCGUUGGUCAUCCACAUGAAUGUCCAUUUUAAUAAUUACAGUUGCGAAAUUUGCGGAACGGGUUUCAUGACUUUACGUCUUUUGAAAACGCAUUUAGAGGUACACGAAAGCGGUAGCUAUCCUUGUGAUAGGUGCGAUAAAGUUUUCAGUACCUCCCAUAAACGGUCCAUACAUAUACGGGGUGUGCACUUAAAGCAGUACCCGCGUAGGUGCCCGAUGUGCCCUGAGAGAUUCAAUUCGAACUAUCGAAGGACCAUUCACUUGCAAGACGUGCAUCAGCAGUCAACGCGUGUCCACAAAUGCGAGACUUGCGGUCGGGCGUUUCAUUUGAAAUAUCAUUUGAUAUGUCAUAAUCGGUCGGUGCAUUUGCAAGAGAGGAAUCAUCAGUGCAAGGUUUGCACGCAGAGGUUUUGUAAUAAGGAGACCCUGAAGCGUCACAUGGUCAUACAUACGGGUGAGAAGAAUUAUAAGUGUGACUUUUGUGGGUUGGCCUUUUUGCGGCGGAAAAAUUUGAAAGAUCAUUUGAGGAGUCACGAUGUUGUGUGA